GAGUCUGAUUACGAUGUAAAUAAACCACGAUAAACAAUUUUAUUAUACUAAUUCACUGUACGACACAAGUAAAGUAAAAGAAGUAAAAUUGAAUAAAAGAAAAAACAUUUUUCUUGCUGGAACUCGAUUCGUUUGCAUAAAUGUUGCAACGUCUUUGACAACCUGCUGUUCGCCAACUCACAGCUGUCAAUUUUCGUUUCUAUUUGUUCGACUUUCACCUUGUUUAUUGUAAAAUGAGUGGCAGCGGGAAAGUGACUUUCAAGAUCACGUUGACGUCCGACCCAAAACUUCCUUUCAAAGUGCUGAGCGUACCCGAAGCCACGCCUUUUACGGCCGUGCUCAAGUUUGCCGCUGAAGAAUUCAAAGUAGAUCCGGCCACUUCGGCCAUCAUCACCGACGAUGGAAUUGGCAUCAAUCCACAACAAACUGCCGGCAAUGUCUUUCUUAAACACGGCUCGGAAUUGCGGCUGAUUCCGCGUGAUCGCGUCGGUUGCCUCUAACUUUCGUUCCACAUUUUAAAAAAAUGUAUGUUGAAAAAAAAAAACUGAAAAAAAAAUGGAGAUAAAAGUUUAUCAAGUGUU
Daphnia magna is the source of this 581-nucleotide messenger RNA. It is a transcript of the gene Ufm1, whose product is annotated as ubiquitin-fold modifier 1. NCBI's taxonomy places the organism in Eukaryota, Metazoa, Arthropoda, Branchiopoda, Diplostraca, Daphniidae. Gene Ontology annotation, cellular component: nucleus; cytoplasm. The record is from RefSeq and is a predicted model, not a curated record. The transcript is spliced from 4 exons. The coding region runs from base 234 to 500 and encodes 88 amino acids. Gene Ontology annotation, biological process: protein K69-linked ufmylation.